Plasmopara halstedii is the source of this 249-nucleotide messenger RNA. RefSeq lists its product as uncharacterized. The record is from RefSeq and is a predicted model, not a curated record. The coding region runs from base 1 to 249 and encodes 82 amino acids. The transcript is spliced from 2 exons. NCBI's taxonomy places the organism in Eukaryota, Oomycota, Peronosporomycetes, Peronosporales, Peronosporaceae.
AUGGAUUUUGUAAAUUCGGUCUUCCGGAUUUCCGUUGACGAAUCUCUGCCCAAAAUGAUUUUUUUUGGAAUCAUUGACGGCGAGCAAAUUGUACGACUGACUCGUGACGACAAUGGAAACUCAGCGCGUUUUUAUCGUCAGCUUCUUGGCAAUGUUUUCGUAGCGUGGCUAUCGAUGAAUUGCUCAUUUAGUGAAGUUUAUCAAUCGUCGUCACAAUCAUCAAAGACUGUUACAAUAGCUUCGACAUGA